CCACAGCAUUCUCCAUGUAAGUAAUCCCGGAGACUUUGCAAGGAUUACUGAUUAAUGAUUAUUAUAAAAGCACGUUCGCAGUGUAGACCAUAUUACUUAGUGCAAUAUGCUUCGACAGAAAAUACUUUUAUUUUCCAUCUACCUGUUGGCAUUCUCUGCCAGUUUAGUUCUGACACUUCCACCCGGAGCGUCAUCAUGGACAAGCUUUGUAUCCAAACCUGUUUAUUCGCGAGCCCUUGGACCUCCGAUAGGAAUGGACACGAUAUCCGUGCCUUACGCACCGAAAUCUCCAUUCUUCCCGAAGUUUGUAGAUCCGAAGACGUUAAUCUCUAAGAAAACGGAUAUGCUAAGCAACUUGUUUGGUGGUUUAGGACCAGUGGCAUAUAAUGUGGCAGAUACCAAGCCGAUAUCGUAUGGCGCGAGUGGACUCCCUUUAGAUAACACUGAUAGCACAAAUGCAUUAUUUAAUAAACGAGAUAUAAUACAAGGUGGUAAAGAGGAUGCGAUUGACAAUAGCGGUAUACAUAAACGCGGUAUAUUUGGUCCAUUCGCUUCAAAGUUUGGUCCGAUGGGUCCAAAAUUCGGGUCCGUUACGUCAUUCUCAUCGCCAGAGAUAAUGUCCGAUUUGAGCAACACACCCUUUUCUUUCAAAAGAAGAAGCAUAGAAACGCCUACUUCCGCAGGCGACAUCAAUUCCAUUCCAAGCUCUUAUCCAAAAGAUCCACAAAUAGUAGAAAAUACAUCGACAACAAAAACAGCCGCCAGUGAUAAGCCAAAGGAAUAUUUGCCGGGAAUAUUCGGACCUUUUGGACCAGGUGGGCCUUUCGGAUCAGGUGGGCCUUUCGGACCAGGUGGGCCUUUCGGACCAAGUAGCUCUGUCGGGCCAAGUGACUCUUUCGGAUCAGUGAUGGAUCCGAGCACGUUCACUGCGAAGAAGUCAGCGUUCCUAGAUACGCUCUUUAAAAAUCUUGCCACUAGCACUCCAGCAACAACGACUGAAAUACCCACCCCGAAGAGCACUAUAGUACCAGCCAGCUUUUGGUUACCGUCUUCCGUAAUUCCCAGCCCAACUGAAUACACGCAAAAGGUGUCGGACUUUCUGGAUAAGCUCUUUGACAGUAUAAAGUUAAAUACGACUGCAGAAGAAGCAGAUGAUAGUUCAAAAAGUAAUUAUAUGAGAUCCCUUAAAUCUGAUGAUGUUUUAUCGAAUAAAUAUGCAAGAUCUUUGGAUGAUGCAUCGUCCAUCGCGGCUGCUAAAGACGCAGUCGUUGAUAUUAUACUAUCGGAGCUUGGCAAUCUAAAAAGCGAUAUGAUAGCAACUCUGAAUGAUUUAAUAGCAUAUGAAAAAACCGCGGCAGCCACCGCAGCUACGGCAAAAAAACCUUUUAAACCUUUCUCCGGUAUAUUUCCAUUUGCGAAACCAACAGUAGAUCCAACGCUUCCUUUUCAACAGAGAAUGGCUGUGCUUAGUCAAGUAUUCGAUAUGUUAACGGAUCUGCAAAAAAACAUUACCGCGGUUGCGAAGAGUGCGACUAACGCUAGUAUUUCGGACAGUUCGGAGGAAUUGCCAAGAAUUCCAUUAACUGACAACGCUUCACCGAUUAACAACACUCUCUUAACUGCUAUUCUGAAAAAAAUAUCUAUCAUUGAGCCUGUAACUACGGCUUCUUAUCCGGCAAGUCCUGUCAAAGAAAAUCCUAUAAUGAGUAGAGCUCUGCCCCAAGAGCCAACAUCUUUCUGGGUAUCUUAUCCGGAGAAUUCGGCAUCUGCUGUAAAACGACAAGUGGACGACGAUUUGCAAUCGUAUUUGGAAUAUGAAAACGACAACAAUCGGCAUAAUCCUAGACAAUAUACAAGAGGCGUAAAAAUGCAGAUGCAUCAGGGAUAUCAGAGUCUACCCGCGGGCUCGGUUGAGUCUGUACAAGCCGGGGGAGGUUCUACACCGGGGCAUCAAGGAGGAGGGAUUAAGUUGCUGGAGCCUAACUCUUAUGGAAAUUUGAACAAAUGGGCUGACUGGAUGCAGUAUGACAAGAAUAUAUAUCAAGAUCAUAGGCACCAUCAUAAUCAACAUUAACCCAGCCAGUAGGAGUACUUCUUUCAUCAUAUAUUUACAUGAUUGGAUCUCAAUGAAAAAUCUUUUAAAAAUGUUAUUAUUCGAAAUUCCAUAUAAAUAAACGUGUACGAUUAAACGUUCUUCAAUAAAAUAUAUGUGGCAAAAGAAGGUAAAAAAAA
Cataglyphis hispanica is the source of this 2232-nucleotide messenger RNA. RefSeq lists its product as uncharacterized. Bases 107 to 2074 code for a protein of 655 amino acids. The transcript is spliced from 3 exons. Lineage: Eukaryota; Metazoa; Arthropoda; Insecta; Hymenoptera; Formicidae. The record is from RefSeq and is a predicted model, not a curated record.